GCAAUUUAACUCUGUCACUGGCUCAUUCAAUAAAGUUAUUCAACUUCCUAUAUUUUUGGUUGUAUUGAAACAUCCUUAAAAGUUACAAGGUCAACAAAGUUUUAUUUGUCUUAUCUAACCUACAGAAGUAAACGGUUCUUGUAUUAAUCACACUCACGCUAAAUAGUCAACAAUGUUUAGUAACGUUACAUUUUUGAGUAUUGCUCGUCGGUUUUAUUCUGGGUAUACUGGGAAAACUGAAGCUAGAAAAUACGUCCUUACCAAGCACUUUCAGGGCGAACCAAAAAAAAGUGAUUUUGAAAUUGUUCAAGAGGAACUUCCCGAAUUAAAGGAUGGAGAAAUAUUAGCAGAGGCUGAAUAUCUUAGCGUAGACCCAUACAUGAGAGCUUAUAUGAUAGGAUAUAAAUUACCGACGGUUAUGAUUGGAGGACAAGUAGCGAAGAUAAUAGCCAGUCGGAAUGAUAAAUACCAGGUUGGCGGAUACGUAGUUGGUUACUUCGGAUGGCGAAGUCACACCAUUUACAACCCAAACACGCCUACUAGAGGGGACCUUAUACCCACAUAUCUUUUGCCAGAUAUAAGUCCUUACCCAGUUUCUCUGGCUCUAGGAGUACUGGGCAUGCCUGGUAACACUGCCUAUUUUGGUUUGCAAGAAAUUUGCAAGCCUAAAGCCGGAGAAACUAUCGUAAUAACUGGGGCGGCCGGCGCAGUAGGUUCUCAUGUUGGACAAAUAGCAAAGAUUUUAGGUUGUCGAGUUAUCGGAUUCGCUGGUUCCGACUCGAAAUGUGAGUAUUUAGAAAAGGAUCUGGGUUUCGACCGCGCAUUUAACUACAAGACUGUUAACAUACAAAAAGCUCUUAGGGAAGGUGCGCCAGACCGUGUCGAUUGUUAUUUUGACAAUGUUGGUGGAGAAAUCAGUACAGCAAUCAUGAAUUAUAUGAAUAGAUAUGGAAGAGUAGCUGUUUGCGGUUCUAUAUCAUCGUAUAAUGAUCCCGCUUUGCCGAAAGUGACUAUUGUACAACCUUCAAUAGUUUUUAAGGAACUAAAAGUUGAAGGAUUUAUUGUAAACCGUUGGGCAGAUCGCUGGAAUGACGGUAUUAAUGCAAAUUUGGGUUGGAUUCGGGAAGGUAAACUAAAGUAUGAAGAAAAAGUUUAUCACGGCUUUGACAAUAUGGUUGAAGCUCUAGUGGGUUUGCUGAGAGGAGAGAAUUUGGGAAAAGCUAUAGUAAAAGUCAAGUAAAGCCUUAUUUAAAUAAGAGACGAUAUUAUGAACUCGUGACUUGUACACUUUGAUACUUGUAUCUAUGAGAUCUUUUGGGUUGAAUGUUUAGCAUUAUUCAUUGGAGGCGUUGCAAAAACUUCGGAUAAAUCUUAACAUGGACGUGGUACUGUUUUUUAAAUUAAACACUUAAA
Molecule: messenger RNA, 1413 nt
Organism: Papilio polytes (common Mormon)
Lineage: Eukaryota; Metazoa; Arthropoda; Insecta; Lepidoptera; Papilionidae
Product: prostaglandin reductase 1-like
Exons: 7
Coding region: 173-1240 (355 amino acids)
Biological process (GO): prostaglandin metabolic process
Cellular component (GO): cytoplasm
Molecular function (GO): 2-alkenal reductase [NAD(P)H] activity; 15-oxoprostaglandin 13-reductase [NAD(P)+] activity
Source: RefSeq, a predicted model, not a curated record